This is a messenger RNA of Sabethes cyaneus, 1267 nucleotides long. RefSeq lists its product as uncharacterized. Lineage: Eukaryota; Metazoa; Arthropoda; Insecta; Diptera; Culicidae. Bases 117 to 1100 code for a protein of 327 amino acids. The record is from RefSeq and is a predicted model, not a curated record. The transcript has 3 exons.
AAAUUUUUUUCAAAUUCAUAUUUAGAUAAAGCUAUGUUGCUUCAAACGAAAAAUAAAUAUAAUGACGUGUGAAUUAAUCUGAGCUAAAUCAAUUCAGUGUGAAAACCGUGAAAACCAUGGCUAGACUAAGCAACGUACGGGUGAAACUGUGCGACCAAAUUUUACUGCACAAAUUGAACUUACUGAACAAUGCAGUUGCCCGAGCCGGAUUGACGGAACAGGAAAUGGAGGAAGCGUUCAAGCAGAGUAUCGGUUACCGACCGAGUCGCCUAUCGUGGACCCAGUGGAACGAUGGAACGCUUUCCAUUCUUUACAGCGUAAUUUUCCUGAUAGCGCUCUUUAUUCUCACUCCAUUCCUGGCAUCGUUGAUUGAAGUCAUCCUGGGAACUCGCUGUAUAGUGCCAAACAACUACUUGGUCUGGGAAGCAACGCGUCCGCUAUCCGACUGUGACUAUUGCCGAGGAGUUCAAGGACCGAUCAUUUUGGCUAAUUUGUCCCGGGAGGAUUUUAAACCCUACGCGUACUCCUCAAGACCUAUCAUUAUCAAAAAUGCGAUAUCCCACUGGCCGGCUGCAAAGUUGCUCAAUUUCACUUUCCUGAAGGAUCUCUACUACAAGCACCAGGCGGCUUUGGAUAGUUUUCACGAAGACUGUCAAUAUUUGCACUUCAAAUCCAGUUUUCAAACGCUUAAAGACGUCUUCCGCAUGUCGGAAGACUUCCAGAAAGGCAACAAGCCAUGGUACGUCGGCUGGAGUAAUUGCAAUCCGGUGAUUUUGGCCGAACUGAGAAAGCUGUAUCCAAAGCCGCAUUUUCUUCCGGAGGAUGCCGAAAUGCCCAAUACGGAUUUUGUUUUCCUGGGCUAUGAGCAAGGAGCGGUUAUGCACAUUGACUACAUCCCGCGGUUAAUGUGGCAAGCUCAGUUGCGCGGCAAUAAAAGCUGGAUUCUGGCUCCAACGCCAGAGUGUGACAAUGAAUGUCGUAGCUUCAGCUUUUACGUUGAACCGGGCGAUGCGUUGCUAGUCGACACCAGGCUCUGGUACCAUGGAACGUUCAUCUACAAGGGCGAGUUUUCGCUCACCAUUCAGUCCGAGUAUGGUUAACAUCAUUACCAUAGGUCAGUCGAUGUUAGAAAGACAAACAGUGAACCAACCAUUGCGAUCGUAAUUUGUGUUAUAAGUUAAAACGAUAUUUAUCGAAAUGUUUUGUUUGUUCGUGUGUAGAUAUGUUGUGUGCCAUUUUUUAUUGUAAAUAUUUAAUAAAGUAUAUA